Messenger RNA from Xiphophorus couchianus (Monterrey platyfish), 7791 nucleotides. RefSeq lists its product as uncharacterized. The record is from RefSeq and is a predicted model, not a curated record. Gene Ontology annotation, molecular function: protein binding. The transcript has 19 exons. NCBI's taxonomy places the organism in Eukaryota, Metazoa, Chordata, Actinopteri, Cyprinodontiformes, Poeciliidae.
AGUGGACCAGCAGAGCUCAGAGGUUCCCACUGAUCCAUCUGUCCAGCAGCAUCACACACAGCUGGACUCCAUAUUUAUGCUGCUGGAGGAAAACAUUGUCACUUUUGUGAAGAACGAGCUGAAGAACAUCCAGGAGGUUCUGAGUCCAGAUGACCCAGAAAUCUUCGAGAGUCAGAAGAAGAAUGAGGAGAUGUUGGAGGGUGAAGAUGAAGACCAGAGGAGAAACAGCAAAGAGGCUUUAGUGAAGAUCACCCUGAACUUCCUGAGGAAGAUGAAGCAGGAGGAGCUGGCUGACCGUCUGCAGAGCAAGCUUAUUCCCUCAGCUCCUCAACAUAACCUUAAAUCCUCCCUGAAGACGAAGUUCCAGUGUGUGUUUGAGGGAAUCGCUAAAGCAGGAAGUCCAACCCUGCUGAACCAGAUCUACACUGAGCUCUACAUCACAGAGGGAGGAACUGGAGAGGUCAACCAGGAACAUGAGGUCAGACAGAUUGAAACAGCAUCCAGGAAACAACACAGACCAGAAACAACAAUCAGACAAGAAGACAUCUUUAAAGUCCAACCUGGAAGAGAUCAACCAAUCAGAACAGUGAUGACUAAAGGAGCAGCUGGCAUUGGGAAAACAGUCUUAACACAGAAGUUCACUCUGGACUGGGCUGAAGACAAAACCAACCAGAACAUCCAGUUCAUAUUUCCAUUCACCUUCAGAGAACUGAAUGUGCUGAGAGAGAAAAAGUUCAGCUUGGUGGAACUGAUUCAUCAUUUAUUUCCUGAAACCAAAGGAAUCUUUAGCUUUGAACAGUUCCAGGUUCUGUUCAUCUUUGAUGGUCUGGAUGAGAGUCGACUUGGUCUGGACUUCAACAACAAUCCGAUCCUGACUGAUGUUACAGAGUCCAGCUCAGUGGAUGUUCUGCUGACAAACCUCAUCAGGGGGAAACUGCUUCCCUCUGCUCUCCUCUGGAUAACCACACGACCUGCAGCAGCCAAUCAGAUCCCUGCUGAGUGUGUUGGCAUGGUAACAGAGGUCAGAGGGUUCACUGACCCCCAGAAGGAGGAGUAUUUCAGGAAGAGAUUCAGAGAUGAGGAGCUAGCAAGCAAGAUCAUCUCCCACAUCAAGACAUCACGAAGUCUCCACAUCAUGUGCCGCAUCCCAGUUUUCUGCUGGAUCACUGCUACAGUUCUGGAGGAUGUGAUGAAGAUGAAAAAAAGAGCAGUAUUCCCAAAGACCCUGACUGAGAUGUACAUCCACUUCCUGGUGGUUCAGGCCAAAGUGAUGAAGGUCAAGUAUGAUGGAGGAUCUGAAACAGAUCCACACUGGAGUCCAGACAACAAGAAGAUGAUUGAGUCUCUGGGAAAACUGGCUUUUGAUCAGCUGCAGAAAGGAAACCUGAUCUUCUAUGAAUCAGACCUGACAGAGUGUGGCAUCGAUAUCAGAGCAGCCUCAGUGUACUCAGGAGUGUUCACACAGAUCUUUAGGGAGGAGAGAGGGCUGUACCAGGACAAGGUGUUCUGCUUCGUCCAUCUGAGUGUUCAAGAGUUUCUGGCUGCUCUUCAUGUUCAUCUGACCUUCAUCAACUAUGGAGUGAAUCUGCUUGAAGAAUGUGAGACAGAAGAUAAGGAACCUGCACUGGCUAAUUUACAUCAGAAUGCUGUGGACAAGGCAUUACAGAGUCCAAAUGGACACCUGGACUUGUUCCUUCGCUUCCUUGUGGGUCUUUCACUGAAGACCAAUCAGAGACUCCUAAAAGGUCUGAUUUCACCGACUGAAAGUAAAACCAGUCAGGACACAGCCCUGUACAUCAGGAAGAAGAUCAGUGAGAAUCUCUCUGGAGAGAAAAGCAUCAACCUGUUUCAUUGUCUUAAUGAACUGGGUGAUUGUUCUCUAGUGGAGGAGAUCCAACUUUCUCUGAGUUCAAGAAGUCACUUAAAAGAAAAUCUGUCUCCAGCUCAGUGGUCAGCUCUGGGUUUCAUCUUGUUGUCAUCAGAGAAAGAUCUGGAUGUGUUUGACCUGAAGAAAUACUCUGCUUCAGAGGACGCUCUUUUAAGGCUGCUGCCUGUGGUCAAAGCCUCCAAAACAGCCAUAUUGAGUGAUUGUGACCUCACAGAGCGAAGCUGUGAAGCAUUGGCACCAGUUAUAGGCGAUCAUUGGUCAAGUCUUCGAGAGUUAGAUCUCAGUAACAACAAGUUACUGGAUUCAGGGGUGAAGAUGCUGUGGUCUGGACUGGAGAGUGAGAAUCCACAGCUGGAAGCUCUCAGACUUAGCUUCUGUAACCUGACUGAGAAAAGCUGUGAGAGUUUGGCUUCAGUCCUAAGCAUCCAGUCCUCCAGCCUUAGAGAGCUUGACCUCAGCAACAAUGACCUGCAGGACUCAGGAGUGAAGUUUCUGUCUGCUGGGCUGAAGAGUCCACACUGUAAACUGGAGACACUAAGGCUGUCAGGCUGUCUGAUCACAGAGGACAGCAGCGUUUCUCUGGCUUCAGCUCUGACCUCCAACCCCUCCAGCCUGGUAGAGCUGGACUUGAGCUUCAACAAUCCAGGAGAAAAAGCGAAGAAGCUACUGAGAGAAAGACAGGAGGAUCCACACUGUGAACUGAAGCAUCUCAGGCUGGAGCCUUCAGGAGACCAAUGGUUGACUCCAGGUCUGAAGAAGUAUUCCUGUCAACUCACCAUCGACACAAACACAGUGAGCAGAAAACUCAAACUGUCUGAAGAUAACAGGAAGGUGAAACGUGUGGAGGAACAUCAAUCAUAUCCUGAACCAUCAAAUCUUCCUGAACAGUCAGAAAGAUUUGAUGGUCCUCAUCUGCUGUGUACAACUGGUCUGACUGGUCGCUAUUACUGGGAGGUGGAGUGGGAAAGAAAUGUUCGAAUAGCCGUGAGUUACAGAGGAAUCAGAAGGAAUGGAGGUGGUGAUGAUUGUAUGUUUGGAUUUAAUAAUCAGUCCUGGAGUUUGAGCUGCUCUGAUUGUGAUGGUUACUCUGCUUGGCAUAAUAAGAUAGGGACUCCUUCCUCUUUUCCCUCCUCCUCCUCAUCCUCCUCUAACAGAGUAGCAGUUUAUCUUGACCAACCUGCUGGCACUCUGUCUUUCUAUAAAGUGUCCUCUGGCUCCCUGAUCCACCUCCACACUUUCCAUCACACAUUCACUGAUGAUCUCUAUGCAGGAUUUACAUGCUGGACUGAUUCCUCAGUAAGUCUGUGAAACAUAUCAUUUUCUUUCUGCUUUCUAGACGUAGAGAACAUGGAUCAGUGUGAGGACGGAGUCACUGAAACGGCUCUGCAGGAGGGAAGCCAGAGGAAUGAAUCUGAACCAGAACCAGAACCUGGACCAGAACCAGAACCAGAACCUGGACCAGAACCCAGCUGUAUUUCCUUACAGAGUGACAAGUCAACUGGACGAUUAAUUGAUUUUAAAUCAAAUCAACCUCCAGCUACAAAGAGGAAGAAAACUGGACCUGGAUCAGAACCAGAACCCAGCCGUGUGUCCUUACAGAGUGGCAAGUCAACUGGACGAUUAAUUGAUUUUAAAUCAGAUGAACCUCCAGCUAAAAAGAGGAGGAAACCUGGAUCAGAACCAGAACCCAGCAUCGUGUCGUUCAAGUCAACUGGACGUUUAAUCGAUUUGAAGUCAAAUCAACCUUCUACAAAGAGCAUGAACCAGGGGAGCUCAGAGGUUCCCAGUGGUCUGUCUUUGCAGCAACAUCAGACACUGGACUCCGUGUUGACGGAGCUGACAGACAACAUUUCUACUUUUGCAACUAAUGAGUUGAAGAGGAUAAAGAAGGUGUUGAGUCCAGAUUACAAAGAAAGUGUAGAAAGUCAGAGCGAAGGUGAAGCUGAGAAACAAAGGAGCAGCAGAGAGGCAUUUUUAAAGAUCAUAGUAAACACUCUGAAGAACAUGGACCAGGAGGGACUGGCUGACCUUUUACAAAGCAGGACUUCUGGUGGCUGCAUGUAUAACCUUAAAUCCUCCCUGAAGAAGACGUUCCAGUGUGUGUUUGAGGGAAUCACUAAAGCAGGAAACCCAGCUCUGCUGAACCAGAUCUACACUGAGCUCUACAUCACAGAGGGAGGAACUGGAGAGGUCAACCAGGAACAUGAGGUCAGACAGAUUGAAACAGCAUCCAGGAAACCAUACAGACCAGAAACAACAAUAAAACUAGAAGACAUCUUUAAAGUCCCACCUGGAGGAGAUCAACCAAUCAGAACAGUGAUGACUAAAGGAGCAGCUGGCAUUGGGAAAACAGUCUUAAUACAGAAGUUCACUCUGGACUGGGCUGAAGACAAAACCAACCAGAACAUCCAGUUCAUAUUUCCAUUCACCUUCAGAGAACUGAAUGUGCUGAGAGAGAAAAAGUUCAGCUUGGUGGAACUGAUUCAUCAUUUAUUUCCUGAAACCAAAGGAAUCUUUAGCUUUGAACAGUUCCAGGUUCUGUUCAUCAUUGAUAGUCUGGAUGAGAGUCGACUUGGUCUGGACUUCAACAACAAUCCGAUCCUGACUGAUGUUACAGAGUCCAGCUCAGUGGAUGUUCUGCUGACAAACCUCAUCAGGGGGAAACUGCUUCCCUCUGCUCUCCUCUGGAUAACCACACGACCUGCAGCAGCCAAUCAGAUCCCUGCUGAGUGUGUUGGCAUGGUAACAGAGGUCAGAGGGUUCACUGACCCCCAGAAGGAGGAGUAUUUCAGGAAGAGAUUCAGAGAUGAGGAGCUAGCAAGCAAGAUCAUCUCCCACAUCAAGACAUCACGAAGUCUCCACAUCAUGUGUCACAUCCCAGUUUUCUGCUGGAUCACUGCUACAGUUCUGGAGGAUGUGAUGAAGACCAGAGAGGGAGGAGAGCUGCCCAAGACCCUGACUGAGAUGUACAUCCACUUCCUGGUGGUUCAGACCAAAGUGAUGAAGGUCAAGUAUGAUGGAGGAUCAGAAACAGAUCCACACUGGAGUCCAGAGAGCAGGAAGAUGAUAGAGUCUCUGGGAAAACUGUCUUUUGAUCAGCUGCAGAAAGGAAACCUGAUCUUCUAUGAAUCAGACCUGACAGAGUGUGGCAUCGAUAUCAGAGCAGCCUCAGUGUACUCAGGAGUGUUCACACAGAUCUUUAGGGAGGAGAGAGGGCUGUACCAGGACAAGGUGUUCUGCUUCGUCCAUCUGAGUGUUCAAGAGUUUCUGGCUGCUCUUCAUGUUCAUCUGACCUUCAUCAACUAUGGAGUGAAUCUGAUUGAAGAAUGUGAGACAGAAGAUAAGGAACCUGCACUGGCUAAUUUACAUCAGAAUGCUGUGGACAAGGCAUUACAGAGUCCAAAUGGACACCUGGACUUGUUCCUUCGCUUCCUUGUGGGUCUUUCACUGCAGACCAAUCAGAGACUCCUACAUGGUCUCCAGACACAGAAGGAAAGAAGUUUACAGAAAAACCAGGAAACAAUUCAGUACAUAAAGCAGAAAAUCAGUGACAGUCAGUCUGUAGAGAAGAGUAUCAACCUGUUCUACUGUCUGAAUGAGCUGAACGAUCGUUCUCUAGUGGAGGAGAUUCAACGGUCUCUGAGUUCAGGACGUCUCUCCACAGAUAAACUGUCUCCUGCUCAGUGGUCAGCUCUGGUCUUCAUCUUGCUGUCAUCAGAAAAAGAUCUGGAUGAGUUUGACCUGAAGAAAUACUCGGCUUCAGAAGAGGCUCUUCUCAGACUGCUGCCUGUGGUUAAAGCAACACAAAAAGCAGUGAUGAAUGGCUGUGAUCUCUCAGAGAGAAGCUGUGAAUAUCUGUCUAAGGUGCUGAGCAGUCAGUCCUCGAGUUUAAGAGAGUUAGACUUGAGUAACAACAAUCUGAGGGAUUUGGGGGUGAAGCUGUUGUGUGAUGGAGUAAAAGGCUCACAAUGCAUGUUGGAGAUCUUAAGCCUCUCAGGCUGUCUGAUAACAGAGACGGGUUGUAGAUCUCUGGCCUCAGCUCUGAGCUCCAGCCUCUCACAUCUAAAGGAGCUGGACCUGAGCUACAACAAUCCAGGAGAUGCAGGAAAGAAGCUGCUGGAAGCGGCAAAGAGGAGUUCACAGUUCAAACUUAAGGUGGAGGCUGCUGGGGUCCAAUGGCUGAAACCAGGUUUCAGGAAGUAUUCCUGUCAACUCACCAUUGAUGUAAACACAGUGAACAGAGAGCUCAAACUGCUGGAAGACAACAGGAAGGUGACCCAUGUGGAGGAUCGUCAGCCGUAUCCUGACCAUCCAGACAGAUUUGAUGUUAGGCCUCAGCUGCUAUGUAAAGAUGGUCUGACUGGUCGAUGUUAUUUUGAGGUGGAGAUUGGAAAAGGUGUUGAUAUAUCAUUAAGCUACAGAGGGAUUGGGAGGAAAGGAGACAGCAGUGACUGCCGGUUUGGAAUGAAUAAUCGUUCCUGGAGUUUGAUCUGCUCUGAUCGCCAUGGUAACUGUCUCUGGACCAAUAAGUCAGGAACAUCCAUCUCCUCCUCCUCUGUCUCUAGCAGAGUAGCGGUGUAUGUGGACUGUCCUGGUGGAGUCCUGUCCUUCUACAGCGUCUCCUCUGAGUCUCUGAUCCACCUCCACACCUUCAGCACCACCUUCACUGAACCGCUCUACCCCGGAUUUGCAAUCUUUUCUAAUUCCUCUGUUUCCUUAAUCUGAAGAGCCUAAGAAAAGAUCUGCUCCCCUUCUUCUACAGCCUAGUUUUGCUUGUUUAGCUUAACUUUUAAAAGAAAGCUAAAAGCAGAUGUUGAGAAAAUGUUUUUACAUUCAACAGCAGACUAGUAGCUGCUCUUGUUGCACUGGGUUCAGUGGUGACUUUCUAGGUUGUACUAUAAUCCAGUUUGUUGGUAUUUGUCCCUUGCUGAAGACUGAACUGUUUAUGGCUAUUUACAGAAAUACCAACAUGUUUUCAGUUCAUUAAGUUUAAAAGUGAAAACUGUUCAGCCUUUUCCAUGAACUUUGUCUAACACAUUUAUUCCCCUAAAACACUUUUUACAUUUAUGUUCUCCUUUUUUCUUUUGUUCUUGUAAAUGUCUUUGUAAACUUUCAUGAUUCUUUGCAAUUAUUUUGUUUUAUUUGCCAUAAUCCAUCUAAACUCUCUAAUGUAAUUUGAGAAAAUGAAGAGAAAACUAAAUGGUGUGAAAAAGGAGUUUUUAAACCAACUUAUUUUUUAUUUGAAUAUAAACUUACACAAAUAUCACGUUAGUAACUCCUGUAAAACUUCCACAGUUGCUACUUUUGUUUGUUUCUCUGUCAGUAAAUAUGAUAUUAGAGUCAAUCAAUGCAUAGUGAUGUACAAUGCUGUGAUUUUCAACCAUAUUCCUUUAUAAUUUUUAAAAAUGUAGAAAAAUUAAUCCAUCUGAAAACUUGGCAUUAUCAAUAUUUUUUCUAUUUAUGCAUUGUAUAAUAGUGAGGACUGCGCUGAAGUGAAGUCUAAGACCUUUGAUCUGAUUUAUGGAUGAAUAUUUUACAUUAACUAUGAAUAAAUAUUCUCCUUGAUGUUGGUAAACUUACUGUAGACCUUCAGCCGUUUCCUCUAACUCACUGAUCGCCGCUACACCUUCAACACCACAGUUCCUGUUUCUUUCAUCUGAAAACACUAAUAAAAAAUCUUCUUUAAAACACUUUUUAUAUUCAUGUACUCACUUUGUUUUGUUCUCAUAUUCUUAGUUAUUUUUGUUUCACUUUCCAUAAAUAUCUUAACUCUUAAAUGUAGUUUAUUUAGGUAAAGUUGCUGUUGUAUAAAACUGAAGAAAAUGGAGAGUUUUGAUUUUUAUUUGUAUAUGUGCACAAAUAUAACAUGUCUGAAUGCAUUAAAUCCUAAAGAAGUUCCACAA